UGCCGGCCGCGGGGCGGCAUGUGGGGGAGCCGCCGCCGAGCCGCAGCCGGAGCUGGAGCCGGAGCCGUAGCGAGCCCGCCCCGGGGGGAGGGCGAGGGCGGCGAGCCAUGACGGGCGGCGGCGCGGCGUUCCGCCGUCGGUGCUAGAGGGCGACCGCGGGGCGCGGAGCCCGCCUGGCUCGCCGGCGCGGAGCGCGGAGGCAGCGCGGAGGGGCCGCCGCCGCCGCCGCCAUGGGCAACGCGGGGAGCGUGGACUCGCAGCAGACGGAGUUCAGGGCGCACAGCGUGCCCCUCAAGCUGCCCAUGCCCGAGCCCGGCGAGCUGGAGGAGCGCUUCGCCGUCGUCCUGAAUGCGAUGAACUUGCCGCCUGACAAAGCCCGGCUGCUGCGGCAGUAUGACAACGAGAAGAAGUGGGAGCUCAUCUGUGACCAGGAAAGAUUUCAAGUGAAGAAUCCUCCGCAUACAUACAUCCAGAAGUUGAAGGGCUAUCUGGACCCGGCUGUAACCAGGAAGAAAUUCAGAAGACGAGUCCAAGAGUCUACUCAAGUACUCCGAGAACUGGAAAUUUCUUUAAGAACAAAUCACAUCGGAUGGGUCAGGGAGUUCCUGAAUGAAGAAAACAAAGGCCUGGAUGUUCUGGUGGAGUACUUGUCCUUUGCACAGUAUGCAGUCACGUUUGACUUUGAAAGUUUGGAGAACAAUGUGGAAAACUCGAUGGACAAGUCCAAACCGUGGAGCCGAUCUAUUGAGGACCUGCACAGAGGCAGUAAUUUACCCUCGCCGGUUGGCAACAGCGUUUCCCGCUCCGGCAGACACUCGACUUUACGGUAUAACACCUUGCCAAGCCGAAGAACACUAAAAAAUUCCAGAUUAGUGAGUAAAAAGGAUGAUGUUCACGUCUGCAUCAUGUGUUUACGGGCCAUAAUGAAUUACCAGUACGGGUUCAAUAUGGUCAUGUCGCAUCCGCAUGCCGUGAAUGAAAUUGCACUAAGUUUGAACAACAAGAAUCCCAGGACAAAGGCCCUUGUCUUAGAACUUCUGGCAGCUGUGUGCCUCGUCAGAGGAGGGCAUGAAAUCAUUUUGUCUGCGUUCGAUAACUUUAAGGAGGUGUGUGGAGAGAAACAGCGCUUUGAGAAGCUGAUGGAGCACUUCCGAAAUGAAGACAACAAUAUAGACUUUAUGGUGGCCUGCAUGCAGUUCAUCAACAUCGUUGUCCACUCAGUGGAGGACAUGAACUUCAGGGUCCACCUGCAGUACGAAUUUACCAAGCUCGGCCUGGACGAGUACCUGGAUAAACUGAAACACACAGAGAGCGACAAACUGCAGGUGCAAAUUCAAGCUUACCUGGAUAACGUUUUCGAUGUGGGAGCUUUACUGGAGGAUGCCGAAACCAAGAAUGCAGCCCUGGAAAGAGUUGAAGAACUGGAAGAAAACAUUUCCCAUUUAUCAGAAAAACUCCAAGAUACGGAGAACGAAGCCAUGGCAAAGAUUGUGGAACUGGAAAAACAACUUAUGCAAAGAAACAAAGAACUGGAUGUGAUUCGGGAAAUCUACAAAGAUGCAAAUACCCAAGUCCACACCCUGAGAAAAAUGGUGAAAGAAAAAGAAGAAGCCAUCCAGCGACAGUCAACGCUGGAGAAAAAGAUCCAUGAACUGGAGAAGCAGGGAACCAUUAAGAUCCAGAAGAAAGGUGAUGGGGACAUCUCUAUUCUUCCUGUUGCUCUGGCCUCUGGGAUGGUGCCGGCAGGGUCAGAGGCUGCGGCUGGCACAUGUGUCGCACCGGUUGCUGGAGCCGCAUCUUCAGUACCAUUGCCACCACCUCCACCGCCAUUACCCGCCUUAGCUGUGGCAUCUGAGGCAGUGCAAAAUGGUCCUGUGUCAGUGUCAAUGCCGCCUCCGCCGCCGCCUCCACCACCGCCUCCACCUCCACCGCCGCCGCCUCCUCUCCCAGGUCCAGCUUUGGAGACGGCUCCUGCGGCUCCGCUGCCCCCACCACCUCCGCCGUCGGCACCCCCUCUGCCUGGGACAGCCUCUCCCACCGUGGUGUUCAACUCGGGGCUUGCAGCUGUGAAAAUCAAGAAGCCGAUCAAGACCAAGUUCCGCAUGCCGGUCUUCAACUGGGUCGCCCUCAAACCCAACCAGAUCAAUGGGACGGUCUUCAACGAAAUAGAUGACGAGAGGAUCCUGGAGGAUUUAAAUGUGGAUGAAUUUGAAGAAAUAUUCAAAACAAAAGCCCAAGGUCCAGCCAUUGAUCUUACUUCAAGCAAGCAAAAGAUAACUCAGAAAGGGUCAAACAAAGUCACAUUACUGGAUGCCAACAGGGCCAAAAAUCUUGCCAUUACUUUAAGAAAAGCUGGAAAGACGGCAGAUGAAAUAUGCAAAGCUAUUCACGUGUUUGACCUGAAAACGUUGCCGGUGGAUUUUGUUGAAUGCCUCAUGCGGUUCCUGCCCACUGAAAAUGAAGUGAAAGUUCUGCGGCUCUACGAGCGGGAAAGGAAACCCAUCGAGAACCUGUCUGACGAAGACCGGUUCAUGAUGCAGUUCAGCAAGAUUGAGAGGCUGAUGCAGAAGAUGACCAUCAUGGCGUUUAUAGGCAACUUUGCAGAAAGCAUCCAGAUGCUGACACCUCAACUUCAUGCAAUAAUAGCUGCAUCUGUCUCAAUAAAGUCAUCCCAAAAGCUCAAGAAAAUACUGGAGAUAAUCUUGGCUCUUGGAAACUACAUGAACAGCAGUAAGCGAGGGGCUGUAUAUGGAUUUAAACUACAGAGUUUAGACCUGCUCCUAGAAACAAAGUCAACAGACCGAAAGCAGACCCUGCUGCACUAUAUUUCAAACGUGGUCAAGGAGAAGUACCAGCACGUAUCCCUCUUUUACAACGAACUUCAUUACGUGGAAAAGGCUGCUGCAGUGUCUCUUGAAAAUGUCCUCUUGGAUGUGAAGGAGCUGCAGAGGGGCCUGGAUCUGACGAAGCGCGAGUACACCAUGCACGACCACAACACGAUGCUGAAGGAGUUCAUUCAGAACAACGAAGGGAAGCUAAAGAAACUGCAGGAUGACGCCAAAAUAGCCCAGGAUGCCUUCGAUGAUGCUGUGAAGUACUUUGGGGAGAAUCCCAAGACAACGCCCCCCUCAGUCUUUUUCCCAGUGUUUGUCCGGUUUGUGAAGGCCUACAAGCAAGCAGAAGAAGAGAACGAGUUGAGAAAAAAGCAGGAACAGGCCUUAAUGGAAAAACUUAUGGAGCAAGAAGCUUUGAUGGAGCAACAGGACCAAAAGUCUCCUUCACAUAAAACAAAGAGACAGCAGCAAGAGCUGAUUGCAGAGCUCCGACGGCGGCAAGUCAAGGAUAACAGGCAUGUGUACGAAGGGAAGGAUGGUGCUAUUGAAGAUAUUAUAACAGCCCUAAAGAAGAAUAAUAUCACUAAAUUUCCAAAUGUUCACUCGAGGAUCUUAGAAACCAGCCGUACCGACGGGCCGACGCGGUGAGGAGAAGCGUCCGGCGGCGCUUUGAUGAUCAGAACUUGCGCUCUGCAAACGGUGCUGAGAUAACCAUGUGAGCUGGAGACUGCAGGGGUCAAGGGAAGGGGGAGCUUGAGGGAUACCUUGUCCGUGUGAACUCUGUGUUCUGCCGCUCAUUGACAGCCUUGGGAACAGGACCAUUUACCUUCUGAAGGGCUCAGAGACCUAGAAAAACGCAUAGGAACGUCAGCGAUGGGCUCGCCACUCAACCAUAGCUAACAAGUGCCUAAAAUUGAAGUACCUGCUCAAAUUAAUCAAAGCAAUAGGACUUGAUUUGAUUGGGUAUCUUUUUACACCAAUACAUUAUCCAGUAUUUUUAACCAAAAUGUAAAAUAUGUGUUGUUUUUUUGGGUGUUUAGUUUGGUUUGCUUAUAUAAAAGUUUAGUGACUGGUCUCCUGCGGACCUGCCCUGCAUCCCGACUGGUUGUGAACAGGUAAUACCGGGACGUGCUCUGCUUGGAAACACAUUCCUGUGCUGUCCGCCGGGGGAGUUCCCUGGGCUUCAGCUGCACUUACUGGCUUUUCUUUGGGUUUUUUUGUUUCAAAAAGGAAGACAUUUAAGAGCUUUCCAUAUGUAAUAUGGAAAGAACCCCACGAAGAGACCCCCCCACCACCUUUUCCCACCACGCACAGACUCCACACCCCCGUAGCUAGGACGUGGUACCACGUACGUCAGCGACCAUGCGAUGCGUCGCAAGCGAACACGAGCCUCCACCUCGCGGUUGUGCUGUCUGUGGUGCGCAGGGCCGGGGGGGCGGGGUGCUGGGGACAACGCGUUGCAAAUGCACAAAACGAGAAGGGUGGCUAAGGCAUGUUGAUGUUCUUCAGCUGGAGGCAGCUUUUGAAUAACAGUGUAUUUAUUAAUUAGCACUAAGGUAUUAACAUCUCAAUAAUCAGUAUUAGGAUUCUGAGGACCACUGCAGUUCAGUUACUCGCGCGGAGAAUCAUCCCGUGCCCUGCUCUGGCGGAUCGACACCCCGCUCCAAGUUCCUUGGACAAUCCAGUUCGAGUUCCCUGCUCGGGACCAGGCGGUCAGCGAAGGGAAGCCCAGCCCGAGCGUCCCGCUAGGCAGAGGUCACACGCUGCGUGUCUAAAGCUCACGAAGGGGCACGAGAGCCACUGUGGCACCCGUGGGACCCCCGCUGCCAGUUUGCACCGGUGGCCCAGGGCAGCAGGACGAAGCCGGCAGGGUACGCGAUCUUCUCUGAAGAACUGGACCGAAGAGAAAUCUGUACUUUCUGAGAUACGUUUUGCUUACAGCUUACCUUUCCUGGUCUCGCUGCAUUGAUAUGUUAAUUGUAAAGUUUAUUGUAUAGUAUUUAACCACUGAAUUUCUUUUUCUUUUAUGUUGUGCUUAUGUGAACCACUGGUGAAGGUCCCUUUUUUUUUUUUUUCUUGGAUAAUGUGUAGUUAUAUGAUAAUCUGUUUUUAAAUGUACAGAUAUUUUGCUACAAAAUUGGUGCAGUUUUUUUAUGGUUUUUACACUUCUCUUUUAUUCCCACCUUAGCCUCUGGGUAAUAUUGUAAAUAUUGUUUAAAAAAAAUAAUACAUCAGCCUGUGCUAUACAAUCUGAAUGUUAUUUUAACUUAUAGUUUUUGUUUUUAUAUUUAACUAAAUGGACAGUUUGGGGCUCAACGUUACCACAUUGACCUCUGCUUACCUAUUUACAGGAAGUUUACUUUAGAAACUGCCACCUUCUUGCAUUUACAGCAACAUGUACUUGACAUGCUAAAGAGAACAUGCCAACUCGCCUUCCUUCACUGACAGUGACAGAGAGGUAGUUUAAUCUGCAUGAGAAGAUUUGACAAUUAAUUUAAUAAAUUCUUAGGCAAAUGGUUAAAAGCACUAGCACUCACAUUGUUAAGCUCAAAGGUAUUUUUUUUUAAUUGGAAACAAAAAUUACAGUACCACUAGAACAUAAUGCUGGCAUGUUCUCUUUAAUAUUUUUCUAGUAAUAGACCUGCUUCUUAGCAAUAUUAGAAGUGUUUUAUAAAAGCAGUUCAUGUUACUUUCCUGGUCUGUUCCUGGCAUAAGAUCAAAUAAACUAUUUACACUACUA
Grus americana (Whooping crane) is the source of this 5574-nucleotide messenger RNA. It is a transcript of the gene FMNL2, whose product is annotated as formin like 2. Gene Ontology annotation, molecular function: actin filament binding; small GTPase binding. Bases 231 to 3482 code for a protein of 1083 amino acids. NCBI's taxonomy places the organism in Eukaryota, Metazoa, Chordata, Aves, Gruiformes, Gruidae. The record is from RefSeq and is a predicted model, not a curated record. Gene Ontology annotation, biological process: regulation of cell shape; cortical actin cytoskeleton organization; cell migration. Gene Ontology annotation, cellular component: cytosol. The transcript is spliced from 27 exons.